Molecule: messenger RNA, 2955 nt
Organism: Pecten maximus
Lineage: Eukaryota; Metazoa; Mollusca; Bivalvia; Pectinida; Pectinidae
Product: protein zwilch homolog
Exons: 4
Coding region: 1-1677 (558 amino acids)
Biological process (GO): protein localization to kinetochore; mitotic spindle assembly checkpoint signaling
Cellular component (GO): RZZ complex
Source: RefSeq, a predicted model, not a curated record
AUGGAUGCGAUUGAUAUUUCCGAGUUUAAAGAGGUAAUAGAUGUUUUAUUAUGUAAUCCAGACAAACAGGCGAAAGUUGAGUUCAGGGAAGCUAAGUUUUCAGUCGCUGACGAAGGAAGUCUCGCCGAUGUUGUUCCCACAGAGUUGUUUGACUUCACGUUCCCCGUUGUGCUUGCAAGUUCAGUGAUCGAUACUGAUGUGACAGAAGAAGAAUUCAUUGUACCAGAUAUAGGGACAAACGAUGACAUUUCAACCAGAUCACGAAAAGCACGAAGUGUGAGCCAUAACCAAAGUGAAGUAGAAGGAUCUCCAUUGAAGUUACAAACAUAUGCAGAUUUCAGUUUCUCGUCCCCCUCCCAUUCACCGUUAAAUGUCAGAAAAAGAUCUUUUGCCAGGGCAGCCGGUGUUCCAUUAGGCAUUGCAAGAAAAGUGUCAUCAUAUCUGUCUCUAGCAUACUCACCCAAUGAGUCUGAUCAAAACCAGAAAAUUGGAUUUGUCAGGAAAAGCAGAUUGAGUGUGAGGCGAAAAUAUGAUCUUUUUGAAACACACCAAGAAAAUGAACGCCAACCUGUCGAUAAAUACCGACAGGGAUCCUUGCAGUUGGAGGUACGAUGGAAGAAGUUUACCAGUGUUCCCCCUUUGGAUGCCAGAACGGUUAUAAAGGCCCAGGUUUUACCGGGAGACACGAGAAGUGCAGCUCAUAGUCUAUACAAUGCAUUAGAAGCCCUCAAGCUUCAUGUUGCAGGUUUGACUACAUCAGAAAUUAAAUGGAUGAUGGGAUAUGAAGAUGAGGAGCUGUCUGUUAUGGACAAACUCAAGGCUUUACUAGAGGUCCUGAAACACGGGGAUGCAAGUCAGCUGACAAAUUCAGAUGAGCAGAAUGAUGAGGAGUUCAACAAUGUAAUGGACACUCUAGUGUUUCAUGAGAGAAAGGACUUGGACUUCACCGACCAUUUGUGGACAGUCCUGUGUAAGUGUACCUCCUACUCCGAGCUUGUGGAAUGUUUCAAAUAUGUCUUCACAGUUCUGAGCAAUGGUGAGCUUCGCCCAAUGGUUCAUCGUAAUAACAAUACCACAGUAGCACAGAUGGUACGAGAUUCAUACAUCGGUAAGCUUCGCAUGCCCAACCUCGCUGGAGUGUAUGCUCUUCAGCUGUUGGCUGAAAUUGGUGUCGAGAAACUUCAUCAAGACUAUGUCUUCACAUUUCUGGCUAAGGAACUUGUCACACACAGUAAUCUGGAAGCCUUCCUCAAAACAGAUGUUAAGUUGGAACAGAAACUUGUCCAUCUGGAGAAAAUGCACCAUGUGCUGGAAAUGGUUGUGAUGCUAAAACUCUUCCUAAAUCUCCCUAGCCUAAAUUUAGCCAUUUGUGCACGAGCUAUGUUGUCGCACUACCAACAAGAGGACAUCUCUCUAAAUCACGUGUUUGCAUUCCCUAUGCAGACCCCGUCGCUGAAGCAUGCAUUUGAGACAUGCCAGCCAUGCAUGAAGAAGAUGGUGCUUACCAAGAUGGUGGGGAACAGGAAAGAAUCUGUGCACCAUUUACUGGUGACACAGCAACCCUUCCGACACUUACCUACCAGUGUAGACUCGGAGCUCGCUCUGGACACCACACUCAACAAGAACAAGAAAUACUACUAUGUCAGAAAGAUUGAAAGUGUUUCCAUUCUUGUCUGAAUUUCCCUCAAUAUCUUUUGACAUUUUAUAUUUGUAUAUAUACUGUAUUUGACCUGAUAAGCACACUUGACUCUAUAAGUGCUAUAAUUGAAACAUAUAAAAAGUUCUUUAUUUCAGAUGUCUGUCAAUAUAUGGUAAUCUUGAACUCUUUUAUCCAAAGACUAUAUUGUUUUGGCUACAUAAAGGUAUGUAAAUGAAAAGUUAUUUUUUUCCAUCCAGAUUGCACAGGGAAUCUUUUCCCUAUAAACUUUACUCAUAAAUAGCAGUAUAACUAUGUUAAUACAAAAAUUCGGAGUUUGUAUAGAUAAAAACGUGUAUACAUUUGUAUUUACAAUGUUCUCAUUGAUAGGUGGAUAAGUUUAUGACUACUUUAAUAGAAUAUUAUUAUCAUUUAUUUGACACAGUAAUUGGAUGUUGGGGCCCAAAAUAAGAAAAACAGUUCCUGUGUUUUCACUAAACUUUGUUGACUAUAUUUUUGUGCCCAUAUUUUUAAAUUUUAUUAAUUAUUUCAUAUCUUGAUAAACUUGCUAUAUUUUGGUCUAUUUUCAAGGAAUGACUAUUAAAGACUAAAUGUUAGCUAUAGGAUCCCUUAUAUAUUGUUCCUUCUCUAUAACCUUAUUUAAAACUAUUAAGUCAAGCCAUCGACUCUACCAAACCCCCCAAAAAAGAAAAAAAACAAAAAAGAUUUCUCCACCUUAUUAAAGUAGCUACCAUAUUUUUUGACAUGUUUAAUAGCGAAAACACAUGAAUUAUUUUUUUAGGCCUUAUUCAAAUAAGAAAGUAUUGUGUAAAGCGCUUUAUUACAGUGUAUAUAGAUUAAAAAAAAAAAUCCAGAUACCACAUAAUUAUAUACCUGUAAUUGAAAAAAAAUCUGACAUUUAAGCUACUGGUACACAUUGGUACUGCUCUGGUUAAAUUCCAUUAGAUUACCGUAACUUAAGUGUGGGGUAUAUAUUUUCAUAUGUUUAGUGUGGUACACGCUCCAAAUAUCAGAAUGAAAUAUAAUUUAUAUCAGUUUUUCAUUUUUCUCUGUAUAUGCAACAUUCAUAAUCCAUCAUCUCUGUUAAUCUAAAUUCAUUGUUCGUGGCCAUGGACUUGCUGCAAUUCAUUACUAAACUUAAAAUUUGUUACAAAAUGGAGCUUACCAUCCCAAUAAAUUUGAAAUAUCAUUUGUAUACUUUUAACCUUAUUAGAUAUAUAUACAAGUGUACAUACAUUGAGUAUCUUUUAUUGUGAUAAUAUAAACUGUGUAUAUCAGCUGAUAAAAGGUUGAAUCUA